AUGUGUCAGUUUUUCUGCGAGAGGCAGGCUCUCGCUGCUUUGCUGAUCUCCGGCGCAAUCCUUGGAUCAGUCGGUAACUGCUUCGUCGUUACCGCUGUGGCUCUGUCCAGAAAACUCCGGACGACCACCAAUGUCUUCGUGGUCAACCUGGCGGCAGCGGACAUCUUGACCUCGCUAUUUGUGCCUUGGCAGGCGGUGGCGAUGCUGGGAGGGGACGAUGAGUGGCCCAUACCUGGCGCAAAGUGGCUCUGCGUCGCAGCGGGAUUCGUCAUCGUGGUCACCUUUGGCUGCAGCAUCAACAACCUGGCCCUCAUCGCCAUCAACCGCUGGGUGGGUAUCACCAAGUCUCGCUACACCACCCGUCGCAUCUACACCUCCUGUAAGCUCGCCCUAAUGGUGAUUUUCGCCUGGGCCAUGCCGAUCUGCUGCGCCUUGAUACCAGUCCUGACAGACUUUGGUGAACUUGGUUACGAAAAGCUGUACGCUAGCUGCACCUGGGUAAUUGCCAAAUCAGUCUACUACAGCAUAUUCCUCAGCGCUAUGUAUUAUCCACUGCAGCUGAUUUUAAUAACACUGUGUUACUCGUCAAUCUUCUGCUACGUCCGAAAGACGUCGCAGAAGAUGGCCCGAGCAGAUGCCCCGUCUAUCUCGGAUAAAGUCAGUGGCGGAGUAUCAAGCCGUGCCAUAAGGAAGAAGCUGUGGAAGAGGCAACUUGACGUCACCAAGAACCUGCUCUACAUUGUCUUGGCUUUCGUCCUCUGCCUCACACCCUACUUCACCACCAUCAUUUUCACCACCGACUGGAGCCAACGUCUGGUGCCGUGGGUCGGCGGCAUUUUGUUCUUCAACAGUUGCGUCAACCCUUUCAUCUACGCAACCUCGCACCCAGAUUUCAAAGAGGCCUUCGGGUACAUGAUAAGGUGCCGGAAGAUUCCUACUGGCAGUAUAAGUCAACGAAAGAGGUCCACGGCGACAACAAGCUCUCAAGAACAUCACACAGGUACGGAACAAAUUGGGCAGUAACUGUACCCAGCGAGGCAGCUUGAUGACGCACACCCCUUAAUUAACCACUGUUGUGCUGGUUCUAUUACACUUUACACCUAUGCACCACUAGCUAGACUUUCAAACCUGAAACACAUACUGCACAAUCCACCCAAAAGGGAGGAAAGAUAAGUUUUUGUGGUGAUUGUGUCAACUUUAAGUUAGUGUGGUUCAAAGAUUUAAGAAUAUUAGAAAAAAAAUUAAAAAUUAACACAGAAAAGAUCAUAGUGCAUUGCUAUCUUAGAGGGUUAUAUUCAACAGAGUUCAUUAAUGUAAUACCCACACUGAGUUAUCAUCAAUUAACGAAGUCUCAACAGACAAUAUCAGACAGAAAAUUGCGCGAUUCGAAGGCCCAGUUAAUAUAUCCCAGAUAGCGUGAGAUUUAAAUAGAGUUAAAAUCCGCAAGGCCUGUUGGGCCGGCACAAAACAGCAUAGCAAAGGUCCCGCAUGAUUGUAAAAAAACUCUCUACGUAUAAGUUUACGUGGAAAACCUUUAGCUUUAGACUUAAAAUAUAAAGAAUUUAAUAAAUAACACAUAAAAUGCCAUCGAAGAUAAGAGUAAUCACUCCUGAACGAAGACACACAGACUCUAAUUAAGCUCUCGUCGUCGGCAGUCGUGCAGAUCCCCGUCAUUUGUUUCUGCCGAAAGUAUAUCGACCGUAAAAUUAACUCUAGCACGAUAGAAAUUAUCUCGGAAGAGGUAACUGCGGACAAAAUUGGUUGCUUUCUUGAUUGGUGUGUGAGCCAGGAGCUUUGGAUAUAGUCGAUUACAUAUAGCCGUUAUAAAACCCAGAUAUGUUCAUUCCUUAAGUGUGUCUAGUUCCAUGUCGAGAUAAA
Molecule: messenger RNA, 1878 nt
Organism: Acanthaster planci (crown-of-thorns starfish)
Lineage: Eukaryota; Metazoa; Echinodermata; Asteroidea; Valvatida; Acanthasteridae
Product: melatonin receptor type 1B-B-like
Biological process (GO): G protein-coupled receptor signaling pathway
Cellular component (GO): membrane
Molecular function (GO): G protein-coupled receptor activity
Source: RefSeq, a predicted model, not a curated record